Molecule: messenger RNA, 3058 nt
Organism: Rhodamnia argentea
Lineage: Eukaryota; Viridiplantae; Streptophyta; Magnoliopsida; Myrtales; Myrtaceae
Product: BTB/POZ domain-containing protein NPY1
Exons: 5
Coding region: 982-2823 (613 amino acids)
Molecular function (GO): protein binding
Source: RefSeq, a predicted model, not a curated record
UCUCUAGCGGUCUCUCUGAGCCACCCUGUACUCUCUGUAGCUGUAAGCUCUACUGUUGCUUUAGUCCUCCCCAUACGCAUCGCCAUUUACACUCGCUCAGUCCCACUACUACACUUCACGCACUCGCAACAAAUACGUCCCAACAACGCCCCCCUCUCUCUUUCUCCUGCAGAAUUCAGGGUCCGUGGGAAGAGAGAGAGCCGGAGGGGAGGGCAGGGGACAGAAGUUGCAGGUGUCAUCACAGUUCGCAACCCAGAGAGAGAGAGAGAGAGAGCGAGAGAGCGAGAGAGAGAGAGAUGGGUUAGAGAAGGAGGGUGGUGCGACUGGCGAGGCGUCGAGAUUCGAGCCCGGGAUGGGGAAAGAGGAGGGAGGGAGAUCUUCGGGGCGGAUCAGACUGAUUUAAAGCAAAGGCGGCGAGAAUUUAUGAUUUCACUUCAUCCGAUUGAGACCUCUCUCUCUCUCUCUCUCUCUAUGACGCCAUAGCUCCUCACCCACUUUUCUCGGUUCUCUCUAGCGAAUUUGCCCUUUGGUUUGUUUCCUUUCCCAUUCUCUCGCCCAAAGGGGUAUUUCUUUUCCCCCAUAUUUCUAUUCCAUCAUUGCUCGCUGUGCAUGUACGAACUACUCCCCCCCUCCUCUCUAUCUAAACCAUUGAUGUCUUGAGAAACUUUGGCUCAACCGCCUUUCUUGGCUUGUCCUUCACUCUUCGCUUCCGCUCCCCAACUUCUUUCCUUCUUCGCUCUGAAAAAAAGAUAAGGCAGUUUCUUGCUCUGCGCGUUCGUUCUUCCUCAUAGCAUUUUCAUUUUCCAAUAUCUUCUUUCUGGCGACUUGACUUCCUUCUCUCGCAUUCUCUACUUGGAAUGGCGUCCACCAGAGGAUCAUGAAGGUCUCGAGUCUGGUGGGACUGUCUCUGUAACGGGUUAGCUUGUUCAAUUUCCGGCAGGAAAAAGGGUUGCUCUGUUCUUGUGCCGAAGAUUACAAAAAAUGAAGUUCAUGAAGUUGGGAUCGAAGCCAGAUGCGUUCCUAGCUGAUGGAAAAACUAUCAGGUAUAUAUCCGCAGAACUGGCGACGGACAUUGUCAUAAGUGUUGGUGAGGUUAAGUUCUACCUCCAUAAGUUCCCUCUCUUGUCCAAGAGCUAUCGCAUGCAGAAGUUAGUGCUGAAGGCUAAAGAGGAGAAUUCUGAAGAAAUUAAUUUGGCUGAUUUUCCUGGAGGACCAAAAGCUUUUGAGAUUUGUGCAAAAUUCUGUUAUGGGAUGACGGUUACUCUUAAUGCUUACAACGUCGUGGCUGCUCGUUGUGCAGCCGAAUACCUUGAGAUGACAGAGGAUGUUGAUAGGGGUAACUUGAUUUUCAAAAUCGAGGUAUUCCUCAAUUCCAGUAUCUUUCGGAGCUGGAAAGAUUCCAUCAUUGUUCUACAGACCACAAGGUCUCUACUUCCAUGGUCCGACGACCUCAAGAUAGUUGGGAGAUGUGUAGAUUCUAUUGCGUCAAGGACAUCAAUUGAUCCUGCAAAUGUCGAUUGGUCAUACACACACAAUCGCAAAUUAGCUUCGGCAGAUAGAGUUCUUGAGGAGGGGAUUAAGUUUCAGGAGAGAAUGGAAUCUGUACCCAAAGAUUGGUGGAUUGAAGAUCUAUGUGAGCUGGAUAUUGAUCUAUUCAAGCGAGUCAUCGUCGCUGUGAAGUCGAAAGGACGGAUGGAUGCUAAUGUCAUUGGAGAGGCUCUCAGAACUUAUGCCGUCAGAUGGUUGCCGGAUUCUGUUGAUGCUUUGGUUUCAGAUGCCAACCAAUGCAGAAACAAAUCUCUUCUGGAAAAUCUCAUUGCUUUGUUGCCAUCUGAUGUUAAUUCUGGUUCUUGUAGUUUCUUGCUAAAACUACUAAAAGUGGCUACCUUGGUGGGAUCAGAUGGUUCAGCAAGGGAACAGUUGGUGGAAAGAGUUGGUCUGAAGUUGCAUGAGGCAUCGGUGAUAGAUUUGUUAAUUCCAUCUCAGGCUCCAAAAAGCAUGAAAUAUGAUGUAGAAUUGGUGAAGUGCCUUCUGAAGCAGUAUCUAUUGCAUGGAAAUUAUGGCAGGGAUCGCGGCAUCAAGAAUAACGAAGUUGGAAAUGGCAUCAUCCUUUUGGAGCUUGAUUCUUUGUUAAAUGUUGGUAAACUGAUAGACGGUUAUCUCGUGGAAAUAGCACAUGAUCCUAAUCUGCCGCUAUUGAGUUUCAUCGAGUUAUCACAGUCAAUUCCGGAUUCAGGGAGACCGAUCCACGAUACCUUGUACAGAGCAAUUGACGCAUAUCUGAAGGAACAUCCGAGCUUGACAAAAUCUGAAAGAAAAAGGAUAUGUGGGUUGAUGGAUAUCAAGAAACUGACCAUGGAGGCAUCCAUCGAUGCCGCGCAAAACGAACGCCUCCCGCUUCGGGUUGUCGUCCAAGUUCUUUAUUUCGAGCAGGUCAGAGGGGCUCAAGCCCUCGGCAACACUGCGCGAGACACUUCGUGCUCUACGACGACAAACACCGAUGAGGAAUCUGAGAAGAUGACUGUGGAGAGCUGCAGGAAGCUCGAGAAACAGAUAGGUCGCAUCAAGAUCGAGGAUGGAGAAUCGAAGAAGAGUGGGAAGCUGGCCAAGAAAUCUAGCAGCAGGAACAGCCGAAGCGGGGGCCAGUUGCUUCCCUCGAGAUCGAGGAGGAUAUUUGAUAAACUUUGGUCAGUUGGCAAGGGGCACAGACAGCAGAAGAGCUCCGAGACGUCUGGGAGUUCUCAGAGCCCGACGUCUUUGGUUCCUGUAGAUACCAAAUCUUCCGGAUCGUCCACGAGACACAGGCGGUAUUCUAUAUCCUAGGAGAAAUUCUUACCUGUUCAAUGCAGAAAAUUUUAGGCUGUUCCUAAGUGUAAAAAGUGGUAGAAACUCAGUAGGUGUCGGUUUCAUUUGCCUUGUUGGUUGGGUUAGUGAAGUGUUCAGGGAAAGGUGCUGGUGCAGAAAGAUUGGGUUCGGUGGUAUGGAUGCUUUCACUUUGUGAGACUUACUGCUGCUUUAACUUUGGGAAUUCAUGAAUCUAGGGUGAAUAUUUGCUCUC